Messenger RNA from Mobula hypostoma (lesser devil ray), 2378 nucleotides. RefSeq names its product serpin H1-like. The transcript is spliced from 6 exons. Gene Ontology annotation, biological process: collagen fibril organization. Lineage: Eukaryota; Metazoa; Chordata; Chondrichthyes; Myliobatiformes; Myliobatidae. The record is from RefSeq and is a predicted model, not a curated record. Gene Ontology annotation, cellular component: endoplasmic reticulum. Gene Ontology annotation, molecular function: serine-type endopeptidase inhibitor activity. Bases 184 to 1398 code for a protein of 404 amino acids.
GGGUUAUAAAACGAGAGGUUGGCCAUUUUUUCGUACUGUCGAAGUGGAAAGCUGCGGAGCCGGGAGCCUGGUCCACAGUCCGAGCGGAACGCGCUUUUGGGAACAAAGAAUGAACUUGGCAAAGAUGUACAUCCCCUUGAAAAGAUUUCAAGCGUUACUGGUUCGCAUUUACUGGGUGAAACCAUGGAGAUGAAAUUCAUAAUCCUAACCCUGCUGCUUGCCAUGGUAACAGCAGACCCCAUGAAGCUGAAAGAGCACACUUCCAUCCUGGCAGAUGGUACAAUGAACCUAGCACUCAACCUCUACAAGACAAUGGUCAAGGACAAGAAAUUCUCAUCUGAUAACCUCCUAUUCUCUCCGGUGGUGGUAGCUUCCUCCUUGGGAGUGAUGUCUCUGGGUGCCAGAGACAAUACGGCCAAACAGGUGAAGUCCCUCCUCAAUGUCAACCUGCGCGAUGAUGCUUUCCAUCCUACUUUCUCAGAGCUGUUCAAUGAAGUCAGCAAUGAAUCUGCCCGCAACAGCACUUGGAAGAUUGGUAGCCGCCUUUAUGGGCCCAGUUCAAUCAAGUUCAAUGAUGACUUUGUUCAGAAGAGCAAGGCACACUACAAGCAUGAUCAUUCCAAGGUUAACUUCAGAGAUAAGAGAAGCUUGGUUCAAUCCAUAAAUGAAUGGGCAUCUAAAACCACAGAGGGAAAACUCAAAGAAAUCACCAAGGAUGUACCCAAUGUUGAUGGUGCUUUAUUUGUCAAUGCCAUGUAUUUUAAGCCUCAUUGGGAUGAAAAUUUCCAACCGAGCAUGAUUGAUACAAGAGGUUUCUUGGUAUCCAGAGGUCAUACUGUUUCUGUUCCCAUGAUGCAUCGUACAGGAUUAUAUAGCUACUAUGAUGAUGCAGAUAAUAAAGUUCAGCUUGUGGCGAUGCCUCUUGCACACAAACACUCCAGCAUGAUAUUCAUAUUGCCACAUCACGUGGAGCCACUGGACAGAGCAGAGAAAUUGUUGACCAAGGAACAACUCAACACCUGGUUUCGCAAAAUGCAAACAAAGGCUGUUAGCAUCUCUCUACCCAAAGCCAUUGUUGAAGUCAGUCAUGAACUACAGAAACAUUUGCAAGAGUUGGGCCUGACUGAAGCUAUAGAUAAGAACAAAGCUGAUUUCUCCGGUAUCACAGGCAAGAAAGACCUCCAUUUAUCCAGCAUGUUUCAUGCUGCUGCUAUAGAAUGGAGCAUUGAAGGAAAUGAUAUUGAUGAAGAUGUACAUUCUCAUGAAGAGAUGAAGACACCCCAGCUCUUCUAUGCAGAUCAUCCAUACAUCUUCCUGGUCCGUGAUAACAAAACUAACUCUAUACUCCUCAUAGGAAAGUUGGUCAAACCAAGAGGCAGCAGUCAUGAUGAAUUAUAAACUUGAAUUUUUUUAAAGUGCAGUGAUAUUUUGUACAAAUAUUAAUGACCUCACAUUCAGAUUAUCUGUGUACUUGAGGUAGAGUAUUAAUAAGUAUUAUUAUGGUUGCAUGAUGCUAAACUGCAGUGGGGUGGGGUAGGCCGGGCAAUAAACGAUAUUACUUGUAUUUGAAUCACCAAGGUUAAGCUCAUAAAAUGCCUAAAACGUGCAGUUUGGUUCACAAAAUUAGAAGGCCAUUAAAGUCCUCCAUUUUUGACUGACUUACUGCCUGUAAUGGCGUUUUGGGCAGCAAUGAAGGUUCUCCAUCUCUGUCCUUGACCAUCCAAAUGUAGGAUUCUUCAUUGCUAUUUCCUUAACAGUUUUGAUUGACCAGUCAUGGUUGUUAGCCCCAAGCUGAAUCCCUGAAAAUGAAGGACUGGUGAAUCACUUUUACUCUGGCCUCUAACCUUUUUUUCAUGGGUGACCAUACCAAGAGCCAAAGCAUAAUUUAAUUUUAGAGACUUGCAAUUAAAUACCCUAACUCCCUAUCACCAGUUAAAUAAAUGCACUUUUCAAUUACUGAAUUUUUGUUGAGUUUUAUCUCCCUUGCAAAUUCCUAUUUACAUUUAAGAAACGAAACUUAAUAAUCUGAAUGAAUUCUCAAAAUGUAAUUGUCUCAUUAUUUCUUAAUCAUAGUGACCUACAACAACACAAGCUACCUAUUUGUGCAUGAAUGUGCUUAGAAAGUGAGGUUGUUAUUGUCACCACAGGGAUCAAUUAUCCUUCUAUACAACUAAAAUAAUGAUUUUAAUGAGAACAAAAUUUGCUGCAGUGUUAGGUCUAUUUUUGUAUCUUUUUGCAAGCUGGAUCAACUGAAUAACUUUUUCUUCGUUCCAGUAUUCGUAAUAAAAUGAACAAAAGUACUACUGCUAUCUGGUUUCUUUUCAAUUAAUAGAAACAAAGUGAAUACUUCAAAUAUUUAAGUGUAAGGUAAUUUAAUU